AUGACCUUCACCAUGAGAGAGAUGCUCUUCUUUCAGCGCUUCUUGUUACAACCCCAUGCACUACCAAUAGGAAACCGCAGCGUGUGGCUGAACGAGCUCCCCCAAAUGGCUCACCAGCAAAACUUCCUGAUGCACGCAAUGCUGGCUCUGGGCGCCUCUGAUCUUCUCCGAGCCAAUCCAGGUGCAAAAAUCAAGUAUGAGAUGCUUCACCAUCGUGGCAAAGCUAUUGCUGGUCUCAAGGAGGCUAUCAACAACCCUGAUGCCUGGAACGAGCAAGGUCAUGCCGAUGCUGUGCUAGCCACUGCUUACAGCCUUGCCUUCCAGUCUUCACAUCUUCCUGAUGCGCAGGAUGAAUUUGGGGUUUUCGUGCAAGGCUGCGCUCUAGCCACGGAAAGGAUUCGGCGCACCAAGCUGCAGACAACGUUGAACGUCAAACCCGAGUGGCCGCAGAGGAAACUCGAAGCCGCCCUCGAGCAUUUGCGAGACCAGAAAAUUGAUGUCCCGCUAAUCCAUCGUGCUCUAGCUGGAAUUGAUCAAGUAUUGAGUCUGACUGCAAGUCCCUUUUGCCACGCUUUCGGCAGAGCCAUGCAGCAGACGAUGGCUGCUUUCCGAGAAUCCGCUGCGAAAGGCUUCCUGCUCUCCUCUUUAAGCUACAACCAAUGGUAUGAUCUAUCGUCUGGGUUGCUGACUGCACUACAAGAUACUUCCGAUCCAGCACCGGUGCUGCUCGGGGCUUACUUUGUCGGGGAUCUCGCCAUGUGCAAAGCCGUCAUUCCCCUACAUCUGUAUCCAGACACGCCUCGUUCGGAACUACCAGUCAGGACGUUGAGACAGAUGUCGGAGUGGGUGGAUGCCAUUCAGCAGACGGUCGCCGAGUCCUCGCAGCACCAUCUAACUUGGCCUCACGAAAUGAUGGCAAGACUGGAGGGUUUGUUGCAGGGACUCGACUACACCGAAGCUGCUUCCAUCAAAUUGGAAGAUAAGAUUUCAAUUGUGCGCAGUCUCGACUCACGCGCUCACAUGCUGAUUGGAGACCUCAUCAGUCUUGGUUCAGAAUUAACGGCUUGGUCCGAGGCGUUCAUUGAUACGAUCUAUCAUAGACAUUUGGGGACCGUUCCCAAGAGACAAGGUCUUCCUCCUCGAUUCUUUGGUAGCACCGGUAAGGGUCCAACGCCUCCGGCUUCGCACUCGAGCAGGAGCCCUCCCGAGAAUGCUGGUGGCAUGUAA
Molecule: messenger RNA, 1227 nt
Organism: Cyphellophora europaea CBS 101466
Lineage: Eukaryota; Fungi; Ascomycota; Eurotiomycetes; Chaetothyriales; Cyphellophoraceae
Exons: 2
Coding region: 1-1227 (408 amino acids)
Biological process (GO): regulation of transcription by RNA polymerase II
Molecular function (GO): DNA-binding transcription activator activity, RNA polymerase II-specific
Source: RefSeq, a predicted model, not a curated record